Molecule: messenger RNA, 525 nt
Organism: Ochotona curzoniae (black-lipped pika)
Lineage: Eukaryota; Metazoa; Chordata; Mammalia; Lagomorpha; Ochotonidae
Gene: PSPN
Product: persephin
Exons: 3
Coding region: 1-525 (174 amino acids)
Molecular function (GO): growth factor activity; receptor tyrosine kinase binding; glial cell-derived neurotrophic factor receptor binding
Source: RefSeq, a predicted model, not a curated record
AUGUCGGAGAUGGAUCUGUGGAAUGUCUGGGUGCGGUGGAGGUCAACGGUGGCCAUGGGGACAGCGAUGCUGGGCGCCGUGCUGCUGCUGCCCCUGUCCCUGCAGCUGGGCCGGGCAUCCCAGCCUUGGGAUGCUCCCUCGAUGGUGGUGGCAGCAACGGAGCGGGAGUUCCUGUCACAGCAAGUGGCAGAAGCUGGGGGGACCCCGAGGCGCCCGCUGGGUGCCCGUUUGCGCCGUGCCCCGGCCGAACCGUGCCAGCUCUGGAGCCUGACCCUGCCCGUGGCCGAGCUGGGCCUGGGCUACGCCUCGGAGGAAAAGGUCAUCUUCCAUUACUGCGCCGGCAGCUGCCUGCGCGGUGCCCGCACCCAGCACGGCCUGACGCUGGCGUGGCUGCAGGGCCAGGGUCGAGCCCACGGGGUGCCCUGCUGCCGACCGACCCGCUACGCCGACGUGGUCUUCCUGGAUGACCGCCUCCGCUGGCAGCGGCUGCCCCAGCUCUCGGCGGCCGCCUGUGGCUGUGGCUAA